Marchantia polymorpha subsp. ruderalis is the source of this 1347-nucleotide messenger RNA. Lineage: Eukaryota; Viridiplantae; Streptophyta; Marchantiopsida; Marchantiales; Marchantiaceae. The record is from the annotation of a GenBank genome assembly.
GCGAUUCGCUCCGGGAGAACGCCCGUGACCUUGAGAGACCGACUUCCACCACGGACAGGUCAAAGCGACAUAUCGUCUUCCUGCGAAGAGUGCUGUGCGCUCUUCAGGAGAUUGUCCGAUGAAUCUCUCCUGCUUCCUCCACACAUCGUCAGCACCUUGAGUCGUGGCGAUGGCGGUCCCUGCCACUGCCACUUCAGCUCUUUUCCAAUCCGCAUUCGUUCGAUUGGAUGGAGGCCCUCAAAGAUUUGUCAGGUUCCAGAGCGCGGGUCUUCGAUCUAAUGUGGGAUUCACAUCUCAGAAGGGUUCUCAGUAUCGUGGAGUCAAGAGGAGUUCUGCUUUCUUUCCGUGUUUGAAGGCCCAAGCAUCGCAGUCUGCCGCGAGCUCAACUCCUUUAGGGCCUGUAAUCGUUAUCGACAAUUAUGACAGCUUCACUUACAAUCUCUGUCAGUAUUUGGGAGAUUUGGGGUGUAACUAUCAAGUCUACCGAAACGAUGAAAUCUCCAUUGAAGAGCUCAAAGAGAAGAACCCAAGGGGCAUUCUGAUCUCUCCAGGACCCGGUACCCCUCAGGACUCGGGAAUUGCUCUUCAAUCAAUAUUAGAACUUGGUGCCGAUGUUCCUAUAUUUGGAGUAUGUAUGGGGCUCCAGUGCAUGGGUGAGGCAUAUGGAGGCAAAAUAGUGCGAGCUCCGAACGGAGUUGUCCACGGAAAAAGUUCGCCUAUUUUCUACGAUGAGAAAGGGGAAGAUGGACUGCUUGGUGGACUUUCCAACCCUUUUGAGGCUGCCAGAUAUCACAGUCUCGUGAUAGAGAAGGCAAGUUUUCCUUCUGACGAACUAGAGGUGACUGCAUGGACGGAUGAUGGGCUCAUUAUGGGUAUUAGGCAUCGCAAAUACAGACAUGUACAGGGUGUACAAUUUCAUCCUGAGAGUAUAAUUACUCCGGAGGGAAAGAAAAUUGUCGCCAAUUUCUUGAGUAUCAUUGCUAAAAAAUGGUCGGGAGAGGGGUUAUUGGAAGCUGUCCCAGCAUAGUAAACUCUUCUUCGGACAUAUUACACAUGCUUGGACACGUUUGAUGCAUGCAGAGUAAAUGCAGAUUUUAGGUACUGAUAUAAGGUCCUAUCAUAGGUUUUAGGCAUGUCCGUUACUUCUAAGGUGUCCUAUCAUCUGCAGGAUAGAGUAUGAUACAAGAGCUUUCCUUAGCAUUGUAAUUCAAGAUUUCCAUUAGGGUAAUCGAUUUAUUGUGACUCAAGUACUCUAGUGUGGUCCACUGGCCAAGUGAUAUACUUGCUGGAGGUAUAUAUCUCCAGGUCAGCACUAAUACUGAAAUUUUUACGAAAUGCUUGCUGUGU